UACAAAGUUUGCCAUCCCGACAAAGACUUCAUUGUUGGUCGUUUGGUUGAGGAGAACAUUGUCGACGCAAUCUGUUUCAGUAAGCGUGUUGUUUGUUUCUUAACGCAAAACUUUCUAAAUAGUCCCUUCUGCAUGUUUGAAUUUGAAAAAUCUCUGCAAAGAAAUAUGGAAAAAAACAAAGAAAGAUUAAUCGUUUUGUUAAACAAAUCGUUUGAAGUGGACAAGAAAAAACUGCCGAGACACAUGUUUAACUUCCUGAAGACGCAUACGUACAUCGAA
Molecule: messenger RNA, 279 nt
Organism: Helobdella robusta
Lineage: Eukaryota; Metazoa; Annelida; Clitellata; Rhynchobdellida; Glossiphoniidae
Exons: 1
Biological process (GO): toll-like receptor signaling pathway; immune response
Cellular component (GO): membrane
Molecular function (GO): transmembrane signaling receptor activity
Source: RefSeq, a predicted model, not a curated record